Emiliania huxleyi CCMP1516 is the source of this 702-nucleotide messenger RNA. RefSeq lists its product as hypothetical. Gene Ontology annotation, molecular function: phosphatidate phosphatase activity. Lineage: Eukaryota; Haptophyta; Isochrysidales; Noelaerhabdaceae. Gene Ontology annotation, biological process: phospholipid metabolic process. The record is from RefSeq and is a predicted model, not a curated record. Bases 1 to 702 code for a protein of 233 amino acids. The transcript is spliced from 2 exons.
AUGUAUCCACACACGCCGCCGCUCGCGCAGCAGGUGCCCUCCUGGCUCCUCUGGCGGCUCUCGGUUGCACUUCCUCUGCUGCUGCUGCUGCCGCUCGCCGCGCUGCGACCGCGCGGCGUCCCCGCGACCCGGCUGCUCAAUGAGCUGUGGCUGGGCCUCGUCACUUCGAUCGCCACCGCCUUCCUCUUCACCUGCGUGGUGAAGGUCCACGUCGGCCGCCUCAGGCCCGACUUUCUCUCGCGGUGCAUGCCCGUGGACGGCAGCUGCACCGGCGAUGCGGCCGCAGUCACAGAGGGCCGCAAGUCCUUCCCGUCGGGGCACAGCACCCUCGUCUGGGCGGGGCUCGGCCUCGUUUCCAUCGCCUACGCCGCGCGCCUCGCCGACCUCUCGACGCCACGGCUCGGUAGCCUCUUCAAGGUCGUGGUCGCUGCGGCUCCCGCGAUGGUCGCGCUGGGCGUCGCUCUCAGCCGCGUAGCCGACUACUGGCACCACUGGCAGGACGUGCUGGUCGGCAGCCUGAUUGGCUGCGUGGCGGCGUACGGCGCGUGGCGGCUGCGCUUCCCGUCGCCCGUCGCCGCGGUUCCGAGCGGCCGGUCGCGUCUGACGCCUCACGUCUGCGCCGAGGACCUCGAGCUGCUGGCGAAGGAGCACCGCUCGCCACCGUCGGAACGCGUCGAGGCGCCGGGCGCGCUCAUCGAGUGA